This is a messenger RNA of Colletotrichum graminicola M1.001, 1584 nucleotides long. RefSeq lists its product as uncharacterized. Bases 1 to 1584 code for a protein of 527 amino acids. Lineage: Eukaryota; Fungi; Ascomycota; Sordariomycetes; Glomerellales; Glomerellaceae. The transcript has a single exon. The record is from RefSeq and is a predicted model, not a curated record.
AUGACUACCCAACAGGCGAUCCGUCGGACUCCUGGUAUUCCCAGCAAGAUCGCCAACGAUCUUUGUGAAGGCCUCCAGAAAUACGCCCAGCAGGUCAACAACGUUCUUCGUCAGGCGGUAAACGAGGUCGCUGAUAUCAAAAUCGACCUCGAGUACAACGACAAGGUACUCUGUUCCAGCAAGCUGGAGGCCAGCAUUAUCACGGAGGAGCGUGAGCAGCUUAAGCGAGAUAUCGCCGAGUAUCAUCGCAAGUAUGAAGAUCUGGAAGAUCGUCUUGCUCGUUACCACGUCGAGCAAGAGAACCACAAAAACACCGUGCUCGAGUUUCUGGCCCGUCUCGACCCUCGAAAUGGUAACGAUGAGGAGGCCCAUAACCAAACCAUUUCCGAGCUGCUCCAGGUUGGUUUUCGUAGACCUCUUGAACAAUGGGCUGCGCUGACUAUCACGUUGCAGAUUCUGAAAGACUUCAUGAACCGCCCCAGCUCCCGCUGGAUGCACGGUGAGCGCAAUGACGACUCAUCCAAAGCCAUCACUGCCCUUAGCUCGGCCAGCAUUGCUGCUCUUGAGAAGCAGACUCAGCCGGGGCAGGCUCACCAGCAACCCCACGAUGCUCAUGCUUCUCAGAUGUCUGAGUCUCGCGAGGUCAUACCCUUGGCGAACAACGCUUUGCAGCCAUUCAACUACCAGCAGAACGCGGAGAAGCACUCCGCUCUGGUUCAUGUGCCUGCUCAGAAUGGUCCGCCGUCUUCCUACCCGGGAAUGUUCGGCAACGCUCGCCGUCCUGCUGACAACCGCACUAUGUCAUCUGCUGGCUGGACUCGCGCAUCUAGCGGUCCCCGUACUCAGCACAACAUACCCCCUCCGGGUUCCUACUCGCGAUCCGGGGAUACUCGCAAUGGUUUCACUGGUGGAUACGACCAGUUCAAUGGCUUUGAAGCACCUGGCGGUUUUGGUAGCCGGUUUGACAUGAUCCCGUCUCGCCCCGGUACUUCCAUGGGCAACCGCGGCGGCGCUAGCCAGCAUACCUCGUUCCGUCCCAACGCUCCCGAGUUUCAUCCUGGCAUGAAUGGCGGCAUGGAUCAUAGCUUCGACAGUGUGGAUUCCUCGUACAACCUUGGUUACGGCACUGGAUCCACCGCUGGUUCUCGCCGUGACUUCAACGGCGGCAGCGGUCCUUACACCAGUCCGACUCCUCGUUCUGCUACCCGCAGUACAUUCGGUAACUUUGAUGGUCCUUACUGCAGCCGCUAUCGUGGCCCUCCUCAAAUGAUGAUACCACCACCCCAGGACCCUCGUUACAAUACAGGCCCCAAUCAUAUGGGCUACAAUAAGAACGAAUACGUCAUGGCCCAGCAAAACAACCGUACUCGCGCUCCCAGCUCGUCUGGCCACAGCUACCAUACGGCCAACUACCCUCAGCAGGGGGGCUUCAGUCCCGGUCGUUUCGGCCAGGGCGGCAACGGCCCCAGUCGCGCUGUCACCAGCCCCUUCGCCCCCGAUCAUGGCUUCAACGAAGACGAGGGUGGCGAAAAUGAGCGCUAUGCUCGGGCUUUUGAGGGAGUCUGGGGUCUUGCUCGGGGCUAG